This is a messenger RNA of Triticum urartu, 328 nucleotides long. NCBI's taxonomy places the organism in Eukaryota, Viridiplantae, Streptophyta, Magnoliopsida, Poales, Poaceae. The record is from RefSeq and is a predicted model, not a curated record.
GGCGGCGCCCGAGGAAGGAAAGACAAGCAUCCAGCUGUCAGCCACAGUCGGACUCGCAUUACCAUAGAGCGCGACCAAGAUGGCCGCCCGGGAGCAGUGGAACAACGGGACGACUGUCCGCCUUCUCCUCCUCGCAAGGAAAGGCGAGUCUCCCCGCCGCCUGUUGACCAUCCGACUCUCGACGACCGCCUUGGCUGCCGAGAGAGAGUCGGAGAAAACGACGCCCGCCACCGGAUCGACCGACUUCACCGAUCCCUGGCGCUGGAAGAGGAAGACAAGUUGGGUCCGCCUUGUUUCGGGCCCCGCAUUCGAGACGAGCCCUUUCCCA